AUGCGCAUCCCACGUGCAGUGGAGCUGUACAAGGAGUCACUUCCUUUAGUCUUCCCUGGACUGACCAUCGGCAACGACUUGUCCAACCGGUCAUUGGACGGUACUGUCUCAGCCUCCUCAUCGUGGACGAUUUGGCAUGACUACGAUACUGGCGAAAACCGCCGCUCCUCGGCAGCCGAUGGGUAUCUGUGGGCCAGCGACCAGCAUCGGGAAACCCUCACCGUCCUGACCAACCAUAAAGUGGACAGAGUUCUGUUUAGAGAAGACUUGACGGUCAGCAGCGUGAUAUUUGGAAAACAGCCUGGUGCCGAUGUCCCCGGAAGUCAACUUGGACUACACGCCGUGCACGCCAACAAGGAGGUCAUUGUUGCUGCUGGAUCUCUUGCAACUGUGCCUGUCCUUGAGAGGUCGGGUAUCGGCAGCUCCGACGUACUGGAAGCGGCUGGAAUCCAGCAACUCGUAGACCUCCCUGGUGUCGGUGUCAAUCUCGUUGACCAGCCCGGCACCGGCACAUCUGCACUAGUUUCUGAAGCGUAUCAGAAUGACACAUCUUUGAUUGAUGGUCGGAUCCUGUUCGCGCCGGAGAUAUCCUUGGUCAACGUCGAGCAAAUAUGGGGUGCCGAAUAUGGUGACCUUUACACUCAGCUUAGUUCUCCCGACAACCUCAAGGCUCGAGCACAGGGCCUAGUCGCUGCAGGUGGAGCCGCCACACUACAAGGUGCUAUGGCGAUACUCAACACGACUAUCGACUUGAUCGUGAGUCAUAAUUUUCCGGUGGCUGAGUUCAUAGGCGAGAGCUAUCCAACCGUGCUCUCUGCAAUCUUCUGGCCCCUGAUGCCCCUAUCGCGCGGGCACGUCCACAUCAACUCGUCCAACCCAUUUGACAACCCAAUGAUCACACCCAGAUUUCUCACCGACGAGUUCGACAGAGACGUGGCAGUCACCACCUCUCGACGCUCUCGGACCAUGUUCGCCAGUGCGCCUUUCAGCGACAUCGUGGCCGACCCGUUCUAUGACCCCCCGAUCGGUCCCAACGGGACCGAUUCUGAGUGGUUGGCAUGGUACAAGAGCACGGGAGUUGGCGCAAGCCACUGGGUUGGGAGCACGGCGAUGCUGCCGAGGGAUCUCGGUGGCGUGGUGGAUUCUAAGCUGCAGGUAUACGGGACCAAGAAGCUUAGGGUCGUCGACGCCGGCGUCCUGCCUUACGAGAUCACAUCCCAUCCCAUGCCGCUUCUCUACGCAGUGGCGCAGAAAGCGGCUGCGCUCAUAUUGGAAGGUAACUAG
Molecule: messenger RNA, 1284 nt
Organism: Diaporthe citri
Lineage: Eukaryota; Fungi; Ascomycota; Sordariomycetes; Diaporthales; Diaporthaceae
Exons: 4
Coding region: 1-1284 (427 amino acids)
Molecular function (GO): flavin adenine dinucleotide binding; oxidoreductase activity, acting on CH-OH group of donors
Source: RefSeq, a predicted model, not a curated record